UACACAUCAAACCAUAAUCUCUAAUAAUAAUUUAGCUUAUUCCAAUCAAAUGGCUUCAAGCAGCAACGAUAGUACCAUUGAAAGUAGAUGCAACAACUUCUCUUCUGCUAUGAACACAUUGCCAAAUACUAAUGAUUAUGAUGUGUUUGUUAGCUUUAGAGGUAAAGACACACGCCAUAGUUUCACCGAUCAUCUUUUUGGUGCCCUCCGAAGAAAAGGCAUUCUUGCAUUUAGAGAUGAUACAGCUCUCAUUAGAGGUAAAUCUAUAGCACCUGAGCUUCUUCGCGCAAUUGAAAGCUCUAAGAUUUACGUUAUAGUAUUCUCUGAAAACUAUGCUUCUUCAACUUGGUGCUUGCAAGAAUUAGAAAAUAUCAUUCAAUGUGAACAACGAUCGGGAAAAGGUGUUCUACCUGUUUUCUAUGAUGUUGAUCCAUCUGUGGUGCGAUUAGAAACAGGAUAUUAUGUUGAAGCUCUUGCCGAACAUGAAAAUUAUCACGACCCAGAGCUCGUGCAAAGAUGGAGGGUUGCUUUGGCUAAAGUGGCCAAUCUCGCUGGAUGGCAUAUGCGUAAUAUGCCACAAUAUGAAGAGAUUGAAAAGAUUGUUCAAGAGAUAAUAAGAAGGUUUGGUUACAAGUUUUCUUGUCUUGCAAAUGAUUUAGUAGGAACCCUUACUCCUAUAGCAGAAUUGGAAAAGUGCUUACUUUUGAACUCGAUUAGUGAUGUUCGGGCUGUUGGAAUUUGUGGGAUGGGUGGAGUAGGGAAGACGACUAUUGCUUCUCUUUUAUAUGGCAAAAUCUCUCAUCAAUUCAAUGCAGGUUGUUUUAUUGACGAUGUGAGCCAAUUUUUUAAAUAUUACGGUCCACUUGGUGUACAAAAGCAAAUUCUACAUCAAACUCUUGGUGAAGAACACAAACAAAUAUACAAUCAUUAUGACGGAACUAAUUUGAUACAAAGUAGGCUACGUCAUCUUAAGGCUCUUAUAGUUUUUGAUAAUGUUGAUCAAAGUGAACAAUUGGAGAAACUAGCCUUGUAUCCUAAAGUUUUAGGUGAAGGGAGUAGAAUCAUUAUAGUGUGCAGAGAUUCUCAUAUCUUGAAAGAGUAUGAAGUGGACGCACUUUACAAAGUUCAAACCUUGAAUGACAUGAACUCUCUUCAAUUAUUUUGUCGAAAAGCUUUCAAACUUGAUAAUAUUAAGAGUGUUCGUUAUAAGGAGUUGACACAUGAUAUACUUAAUAUCGUUGAUGGCUUACCAUUAGCGAUUAAAGUGUUAGGUUCAUUUUUGUUUGAUCGAACUAUCUCUGAAUGGAGAAGUGCAUUGAUUAGAUUGAAAGAAAAUCCAAACAAAGAUAUUAUGAAUGCACUUCAGUUAAGUAUUUAUGGGCUAGAGAAAGUGGAAUUACAAAUAUUUCUUGAUAUUGCUUGUUUUUUCGACGGGAAAGAAGAAAAAUAUGUCAAAAAUGUUUUAAAUUGUUGUGGAUUUCACCCUGAUAUUGGAUUAAGAGUUCUUGUUGAUAAAUCACUCGUAAGCAUUUCAGAUGAAAGUAAAAUUGAAAUGCAUGGUAUGUUGAAAGAGCUAGGAAGAAAGAUUGUUCAAGAAAAUUCAAAGAAAGAGGCAAGAAAGUGGAGUAGAUUGUGGCUCCAUAAAUAUUGCUACGAUGUUAUGUCAGAGAAUAUGGAAAAGAAUGUUGAAGCCAUAGUUUUGGAAGGAGAUACAGAAAUAUUGAUGGCAGAGGCAUUGUCGAAUAUGAGUCGUCUUAGAUUACUCAUACUCAAGGAUGAUGUUAAGGUUUUAGGAAGCCUCACCAAUCUUUCUAAUCAAUUGAGAUAUGUUGAAUGGAAUGUCUAUCCUUUCAUUUAUUUUCCAUCAAGUUUUCAACCCGACCGACUUGUUGAAUUGAUCUUGGUGGGUAGCAACAUCAAACAACUAUGGGAAGGCAAGAAGAAUCUGCCCAAUUUGAGGAUUCUAGAUCUAAGCCACUCUAAAAAUUUAAUUCAGAUGUCAGAUUUUGGAGAAGCCCCGAAUCUUGACCGGUUAAACCUUGAAGGAUGUGUAAAGCUCAUGCAUUUGGAUCUAUCUAUUGAUCCUAUAAAGCUUGUUUUCUUAAAUUUGAAAAACUGCAAAAGUCUUGUAUGCAUACCUAAUGGCAUAUUUGAUCUGAACUCUCUUGAAAAUUUAAAUAUUUGCAGUUGUUCUAUGGCGUUUACAAAUCCAAGGCUUUCGGAGUUGCCUUCCUUGGCUAGCUUGUCUUGUUUGCGUGAAGUUGAUAUUAGUUUUUGCAGUCUAAGCCAACUCACUGAUACUAUUAGAUAUCUAAGUUGUUUACAAAGAUUAAACUUAGGGGGAAACAAUUUUGUGACAUUGCCUAGCAUGAGGGAGCUUUCCAAACUCGUAUAUUUGAGCUUGGAGCAUUGCAAGUUGUUAGAAUCUUUGCCUGAUCUUCCUUUACAUGCUGCCAUCGAGCGCAAUGAAUAUUUGAGAGCGGGAAUGUAUAUUUUCAAUUGUCCUAAAUUACUUGAGAGUGAGCCGGAACGUUGCAGUGACAUAACUUUUUCAUGGAUGAAGCAAUUCAUACUAGCGAACCAAGAAUCAUUUGCCUCCUCGCAUUGGAUUGAAUUCGUUAUUCCCGGCAUUGAAAUACCAAGUUGGUUCAAUGAUCAAAAAAUGGCUACAUCGAUAAGAAUAGACCCAUCACUCAUUAUACAUAACAAUAAUGUCAUUGGCAUUGUUUGUUGUGUAUUAUUUUCUACGGGACCUAACGAUGAACCAAGUAGAACAAAGGAACGAAAAGCCGUAUUACAUCUAAGUUUUCAAAGAGGUGACUUUGUCGAUCACUAUCGCAUUCAAGUACAUACAAAUCUUAUUAUGGUUAGAUCAACUCACAUGUGGCUAACCUAUUUCACUCGUGAAUCGUUCUCUAAUAUUCUAAGAGAUAUAGGAAAUGAAGCCGCUGAUGAGAUCAGAAUGGAAGUUUCCAUCGUAGAGGGCGAAGAUUUGAAUGUGGAGGUGAAGAAUUGUGGGUAUCUUUGGAUAUUUUCAGAUUAAACUUAAUAAUCAUGGAAGCAAAACUUCAUUAGCUUGGUUGGAACCGCAACUUUUUUGGCAAUUGAGAGAGUGACAUGUUUUGAGAAAUUGAGAGGAUUUUGAUCCGUUUUUCAUGUAAUUGA
Molecule: messenger RNA, 3165 nt
Organism: Trifolium pratense (red clover)
Lineage: Eukaryota; Viridiplantae; Streptophyta; Magnoliopsida; Fabales; Fabaceae
Product: disease resistance protein RUN1-like
Exons: 4
Coding region: 50-3043 (997 amino acids)
Biological process (GO): signal transduction; defense response
Molecular function (GO): ADP binding
Source: RefSeq, a predicted model, not a curated record